This is a messenger RNA of Dentiscutata erythropus, 900 nucleotides long. NCBI's taxonomy places the organism in Eukaryota, Fungi, Glomeromycota, Glomeromycetes, Diversisporales, Gigasporaceae. The record is from the annotation of a GenBank genome assembly.
CACACAAUUGUAUAUGUGAUUUCAAAGAGAGAAAAUGACAUAUUAGAAUACUCAAAUCCUAGAUAUUCUAUCUAUGUGUAUUUUAUAAAAGACGACAUUGAUCAACAAUCUGAACCAUUUUUACUCUACCAAAAUUAUGGUAUAACGAUAUCAAAUGUGGGUCUUAUUGAUCAUUUUCCACUUCAAGCACAACUAGGAAAUAUGAGCUUUGGUUAUAAAAUAACUGAAAUCACCAAUAACCUUACACUAAUGGAUUAUGGCGUUUUUAGUAAUAAUACUUGGUGGCAUAUAUCAAGGAAUAACUCGCUUGAUAAUACACUUUUACAUUUGAUGAGAAACGGGAUUAAUAUCACUCUUUCUUUUCCAAUUAAUCCAUCAUCCGGAAAUAUUUCUGUUUACCAAAUCAUUAACCAAGAUACUUACUUAUUGCGCCAAACUUACUCUGCUACUUCUUCUAACUGCGAAAUUUAUAAUCGGUCAACAUUGUCUUGCCAAACUUUAUCUAGCAUAUUUAAUCGAAUUAACAGCAAUUAUAUUUUCAGUGUUGAUGACAAUUUUGUUAGAUCAUCAUCAUAUAAUGAACCUUUUCGUGGAAUUGCGAAAGGAAUUUGGCGUGUAAUAACGCCACUAUCAUAUAAUUCCAAGGAAAUUUCUGAUUCAACGGAAGCCACUUUACAUUUAAACUCCGGUUAUUUAACAAAUGACAAUCAAUCAAAGCUUCUUGAUGAUUUGCUACUACAAAUAAAAGAAAGUAUUCCUCUAAUGGAUGAUCGCUUGAAAAUAACCUAUAAUGUCCAACCAGAUCCUUCAGAUUCCUCUAAAAAGCUAAUCAAAUUUUCAAUUGAUAAUGCAAAUGUCCCUAAUAGUGAUCCAAGUGUAUAUGAUGUUUGUUGUAAAUGA